Messenger RNA from Centropristis striata (black sea bass), 1762 nucleotides. It is a transcript of the gene txndc9, whose product is annotated as thioredoxin domain containing 9. The record is from RefSeq and is a predicted model, not a curated record. Gene Ontology annotation, cellular component: cytoplasm. The transcript has 5 exons. Bases 482 to 1204 code for a protein of 240 amino acids. Gene Ontology annotation, biological process: microtubule cytoskeleton organization. NCBI's taxonomy places the organism in Eukaryota, Metazoa, Chordata, Actinopteri, Perciformes, Serranidae.
GGCACUGUGGUUAUUAAGUAGAACAGUUUUAUUUGAACACUCCACAAAAUCGACAUUUAUUAUUAUGUUGUACUUAUAACAAGUAUUUUUCGUUUUGUCGGCUUGAGUGUUAACAUCUGUCAAACUCUUAUGGCUAACGGGAGUUAGCUUAGCAGGCUAACAUUACGUUAGUAACGUUAACGUUAGAUUUCUCCCUAAAUAUUGGUAGAAGUUAACAUCCAGCUGCAAUCAUAUAUUGAUAAGCGUGUAUUGAUGCGUUUUUACCUGCGCAGGAAAGGGACAUGUCGAACAUAUCAUAGGCAACCAUCGCUGCUAGGCUAAUUGAAGCUAACAACCGGCGAAAAGAAGGUGUGCCCAGUUGUCACCGAGGCUUUGUCUCCACCGGGACCGAGAAGACGCUGCGCAGUCUGACUGCUUACUGCGUAGCGGCAACACUUCUCUCGAAGACUGGACAGUAACGCUACGUACCUUGCGUGCAUACAUGGUGAUCGUAAUUCAGAGAGAGUUUCACACUGAGCAGGCAACCAUGGACGGCCAAUCAAUACAAUCGAUGGACAUCAUAACAAAGGUUUUGGAGCAAUCAGUCAAGCAGGUGGAGGAGAAGGUGGAUGCACAGCUGAGCAAACUAAAUGAAAUGGAUGAAGAUGAUUUGGAGAGACUGAAGGAGAGGCGACUAGAGGCGCUGAAAAAAGCCCAAAAGCAGAAGCAGGAGUGGUUGUCUAAAGGCCAUGGAGAGUACAGAGAGAUCCCAAGUGAGAAAGACUUUUUCGGCGAGGUCAAAGAGAGCAAGAAUGUUGUCUGCCACUUUUACAGAAAUUCCACCUUCAGAUGCAAGAUCCUUGACAAACACUUGGCCAUCUUGGCAAAGAAGCAUGUUGAAACCAAAUUCAUAAAACUGAAUGUGGAAAAGGCCCCUUUUCUGUCAGAGAGGCUCCGGAUCAAGGUCAUUCCGACGCUGGCCUUGCUGAUAGAUGGAAAAACAAAGGACUAUGUGGCUGGAUUCUCUGACUUGGGAAACACAGACGAAUUCUCCACAGAGAUGCUUGAAUGGAGACUCGGCUGCGCAGAUGUCAUUAACUACAGCGGUAACCUGAUGGAGCCUCCUACAUCGGCACAGAGGUCCAGCACAAAGUUCACAAAGGUCGAGAAGAAAACCAUCAGAGGGCGAGGUUACGACUCAGACUCUGAUUCUGAAGACGACUGAAAAGUACCAACAGUCACCUGGUUUUCUCUCUCAGGGCUACCUCAUUUACAUAAAAAAGGUUUAGCAGACAGCCCGUUUAAAUUUUUAUUCUCUCCUUCUCUGUGACUUUACUCUUUUCUUUUUACUUUCUCAUUCAUCAUUUCUCAAAUCAAAUUGUUUUGUUUCAGCCUGAUUUAAUUAAUUCUCUAACAUGUUUUAUAUUUAAAUAAAUAAAAAGGUGACAUACAUGUACUUCUAGAACAAGUAACUUGUAGAGGACGCGUUUCACUGCACCAACCAUGUAACAACUAGCUCUUAGCUUUGUGUUGAUUUUUUUUAAUCUCCUUAUUGUCUAAAAACAAGCAGCUUUGUCUUGAAUUACAGGCAUGCUCAUUUCAGUACCUCUGUUCAUUUCAUGUGUUUCCCUGUAACCGAGUCUGAUAUUAGAACAGAAAACAUGGUGCAUGAAUGCCAAGAUCAUCUUUUGACAUCAGAAUACAUUUUCUCAUAUUUCUUGUAGCAAGAGUUUGACUUGACUAGCCCAGAGUUAAUAAAAAAUAUAAAAGCUAUUCUAAAAAA